Messenger RNA from Rana temporaria (common frog), 1608 nucleotides. Its product is annotated as 5-hydroxytryptamine receptor 3A-like. The record is from RefSeq and is a predicted model, not a curated record. NCBI's taxonomy places the organism in Eukaryota, Metazoa, Chordata, Amphibia, Anura, Ranidae. Gene Ontology annotation, cellular component: postsynaptic membrane; neuron projection; synapse. Bases 1 to 1608 code for a protein of 535 amino acids. Gene Ontology annotation, molecular function: neurotransmitter receptor activity; extracellular ligand-gated monoatomic ion channel activity; transmembrane signaling receptor activity. Gene Ontology annotation, biological process: monoatomic ion transmembrane transport; regulation of membrane potential; signal transduction. The transcript has 10 exons.
AUGGAAGCAGGACCAGGAGACAGGCAGUGGUCAGCAAUUUCCAGGCAGCAAGAGAUCAAUUCAGCAGGCGGUAUAAAUCCAAGAAGCAGGUCAGGGCUUGUAACAGCCAGGCAAAGCAGUACAGAAAUAGCAGACAAGGACAAGUCCAGUAAACAGGCCAUUGUCAGAAUAAUCAAAUCAGGAUGGAGGCAAGUCCUAGGGGAAGCCAUAUUAUACACAGGUAUCUACUAUGUAAUGUGCAUGGGACUUCUUAUGAUCAGUUUGAUAGAGAGCAUCUUUAUAGUGCGGAUGGUCCACCAGCACAAUGUCCAUGCAGAAGUUCCCAAAUGGCUUAAACAAUUGGUUCUGGAGAAAUUAAUUUCUGUACCGGGUAUCCAAAACAAAAUGUUUGAAGAACUCCGGAAUAAACCCUCAUAUGAACCUCAGGAGCUGGAGACAGAUGGUAUUGUGCAAGAGUCUCGUGAAUUAUUGACCAAUAAAUCAGCCAUGAUGGAACUUUCACAAUAUUUGAUGGAUGGGUACAACAAGGAUGUAAGACCUGUGAAAAACUGGAGAAAGCCUAUUACAGUGUAUAUAAAGAUUGCCAUAUAUGCCAUUCUUGGAGUGGAUGAGAAAAACCAAUUGUUGAAAUCUUACAUUUGGUACAACCAGUCUUGGGUGGAUGAGUUUCUUCAGUGGGAUCCAACCAAAUUUGACAACUUGACUCGUUUUUCCAUUCCCACACAAUCAAUAUGGCUUCCAGACAUUAUGAUUGAAGAAGCAGUGAGCUCUGAAGAUUCUCCAGCUGUCCCCUACGUGUAUGUAAAUUACCAUGGUAGGGUAAUGAACAACAUUCCCAUACACAUUACAACAGCAUGCACGCUUGAUGUUUACUAUUUUCCAUUUGAUGUUGCAAAUUGUUCCAUGUCGUUCAGCAGUUGGUUACACACAGCUCAGGAUAUAAACAUAUCUUUUGCAAGAAUGCCACAUGAGUCUCAUAACAUUAUAAACGCACAUGUAACUGAAGGAGAGUGGGACCUUCUUGAGGUGGUGCGGGACUACAAAGAAUCCACUGAUCCGGACAGGGUAUUUGGAGAGAUAACAUUUUAUAUUAUCCUCAAAAGAAAACCUCUGUUCUAUGUUGUGAAUGUUAUUUUUCCCAGUACCAUUCUUAUGAUCAUGGACACAAUUGGUUUCUUCAUACCGCCUGAGAGUGGCGAGAGAAUAUCUUUCAAAAUCACACUGCUCCUGGGUUACUCUGUCUUCCUUGUAAUUGCUUCAGAGACAUUACCAGCAAUUGGGGCACCGUUAAUAGGCAUCUACUUUUUAGUGUGUAUGCUGCUGCUAAUGAUAAGUCUGGCAGAAAGUAUCUUCAUAGUCAGAAUUUGCCAUAAGAAGAGUCUCUUCCUGCAAGUUCCAGGGUGGUUAAAACAAAUGGCACUAGGGAAGAUGGCUCAAGUGCUCCUCAUAAAAGACAAGAUUUCUGCAUCGUGCAGCAUUAAAAGAGGAACAUCUGGCAAUACAGAGGAAAUAAAUAUUGCAUCAUCUCACGUCUCCUAUGUGGCUCAGCAGUACUAUCCAGAACCUUCAUCAGUAAUCACUGCACUGUCACUCAUCAUCACAUUGUGA